AUGUGCAAAAGUUCCCAGUGCCUCCAUUUUUUGCGUUUCUGUUUCUUUUCUCUCUCUCUCUCUCUCUCUCUCUCUCUCUCUCUCUCUCUCUCUCUCUCUCUCUCUCUCUCACACACACACACACACACACACACACUGACUCCUCUCUAUCUCCGUCUCUCUCCUCCGCCUCUCUCUCUCUCUCUCUCUCUCUCACACACACACACUGACUCACUCUCUAUCUCUCUCUCUCGCUCACUCCACCUCUCUCUCUCUCACACACACACUGACUCCUCUCUCUCCACUCACUCUCUCUCCAUCUCUCGCCUCUCUCUCUCCUCUCUCUCUCUCUCUCUCUCUCCCGCUCCUCCCACACACACACACACUGACUCCUCUCUAUCUCCGUCUCUCGCUCUCCCUCCUCUCUCUCUCUCUCUCUCUCACUCACACACACACACACACUCACUCUCUAUCUCCGUCUCUCGCUCACUCCGCCUCUCUCUCUUACUCUCUCUCUCACACACACACACACACACUGACUCCUCUCUAUCUCCGUCUCUCGCUCCUCCGCCUCUCUCUCUCUCUCUCACACACACACUGACUCUCUCUCUCCGUCUCUCCCACUCCGCCUCUCUCUCUCUCUCUCUCUCACACACACACACUGUCACUCUCUAUCUCCCUCUCUCGCUCCUCCUCUCUCUCUCUCUCUCUCACACACACAGACACACUGACUCACUCUCUAUCCGUCUCUCUCUCUCACUCCGCCUCUCUCUCUCUCUCUCUCACACACACAGACACACUCUCCUCUCUCUCCGUCUCUCGCUCACUCCGCCUCUCUCUCUCUCUCUCUCACACCACACUCACUCUCUCCUCUCUCUCUCGCUCACUCCCUCUCUCUCUCUCUCACACACACACACACUGACUCCUCUCUAUCUCCGUCUCUCUCCUCCGUCUCUCUCUCUCGCUCACUCUAUCUCCGCCUCUCCGCCUCUCUCUCUCUCUCUCACACACACACACACUGACUCACUCUCUAUCUCCGUCUCUCUCCGCCUCUCUCUCUCUCUCUCUCACACACACACACUGACUCACUCUCUCUCACACACACACUCUCUCUCUCUCUCUCCAUCUCUCUCUCUCUCCAAACCUCUCUCUCUCUCUGUUCUUUCACUUUCCUUCUCUUUUUUCUUAUCCUUUCUCUCCACCUUUCUCCGUCUUACUUCUCUCUCUCUCUCUCUCCCUAUCUAUCUAUCUCCUACUUCCCUCCAACUCCUCACUCUUAUACUUAGUCUCUCUAUCCAAUACCGUUUUCGUCUACUCCUUUUCAUCUUUUACUCCCUAUUCUUUUCUCUCCUACUCCUGUCUCUUUCCUACUCCUUCCUCGCCUAUUCCUUUUUCUUCUCACUCCUCUUUCACAAGUACCCUUUUAAAGAAUGCACAUCUAGCUGA
Messenger RNA from Acanthosepion pharaonis, 1425 nucleotides. NCBI's taxonomy places the organism in Eukaryota, Metazoa, Mollusca, Cephalopoda, Sepiida, Sepiidae. The record is from the annotation of a GenBank genome assembly.